Molecule: messenger RNA, 1020 nt
Organism: Aspergillus aculeatus ATCC 16872
Lineage: Eukaryota; Fungi; Ascomycota; Eurotiomycetes; Eurotiales; Aspergillaceae
Product: DUF4870 domain-containing protein
Exons: 4
Coding region: 65-664 (199 amino acids)
Source: RefSeq, a predicted model, not a curated record
CCGAUAAGCUUGCGCGACGUUGCCUGGAUUGCAACUUGACUAUGGACUCAUCCUUCUCAACACCAUGAAUUUUGCCCCUUACCAGGACGAAUCGCCAGAGGUGGAACGUGCAUUCUCCCCCUCGCUGGGCGAGGCGCAUCGCACGAGACCUCCCAAUAUCCAGUCCCCGCGCGGCUCUCCAGCCCCUGGUCUUGCUUCCCCCGGCCUGCCAUCCCCGAGUCACUUUGCCGGUGGUGCUGGUGCUGGUGCAGGCAACGUCAACAACGCCAGCGGCCAUGGAAACACUGGCUUCGGAAACGACCUCGAGGGCGGCCGGUUGAGCCUCGGCGCCUUCGACACCAGUCUCCCCAUCCGCAUGGACGUCGAAGCAAUGCUGGCAUAUCUGCUUCUGCCUCCCGCCGGUGGUGUUUUUCUCCUUUUGGUGGAGCACAAGAGCGACUACGUACGGUUCCAUGCAUGGCAAUCGAGCAUGCUCUUCACCGCCAUGUUUAUCAUUCACCUUAUCUGCUCCGGAUCAAGCUUUCUAUCCUGGCUGUUGUUCGUCGGCGAUCUUGCGAUGAUCGGUUUCUUGAGCAUGCGUGCUUAUCGCGAUGUUGAUACGCUCGAUCACUUUGAGGUCCCUAUCUUUGGCCGCCUGGCGAACUCCUUUGUCGAUGACGAAUGAUACCAAACCUAAUCUUAGUUUGUGGUGAACCCUUCAAGAGGUGUCCAUUCAAUGCCCUCUGGAUUGGAAGUCGGGUGUCGGACCUGUAUUUCCCUCUCAAUUCUAUUAUUUCAUCUCUUGGGAGGCUUCAGAUGGAGUAAAGCUCGUCGUGCCUUGUACAGUGUCGGGUCGAGAACAUAAUACAUAACUACGUUCCAGCGCGCAUAAACCUUAGCUUUCCAGUUUUACAUGUGUAUGCUGUAUAUGUUUGUUCCAUACGUUCAUCCUGUCAGGUAUAUAGUUGGCUGGGUUGAUUUCACUCCUCGAUACUUUCCUGAGCAGGCAGGAAAAUCAUAUUUCGGCCUUUCCCUAGCCCG